AUGAAGAGGGGUAGUAAACUAGACUCGUUUGUGCUACCCAACAGGCUCACACUGCUUCAGAUUUUCAUGCUGGUGAUGCUCUUUUACUUGCUCUUCAUGAGCUUCGAAAUCCCUCUGGCUUUCAGAGCCGGGUUCGGUUCCGAAAACGGCGCCGUUUUCCUCACGGACUCAUUGCCCAUGCCCAUGCCGCUCUUGCUUGAAGAACCGAACCAUGGGGUACAAAUUCGCGAACCCAGAGGGUUAAAGUUGGAGAAAGUUUCCUCCUUGAAGUUCAACGGAAUCUUCUCGGAGGGUUCAGAGCUGCACAAGGUGGCGCGGCAUGCGUGGGUUGCUGGGGAGAAACUCUGGGGGGACGUGGAGAGUGGGAAAGUGAAGAGCUUUGCGAAGGGGAAGGCUGAAAACGGGUCGGACUCGUGCCCGAAUUCGGUUUCAGUUUCCGGGGCUUCGUUUCGGGCGAAAGGGGUAAUGGUGCUGCCAUGCGGACUGACGCUGUGGUCGCAUGUGACGGUGGUGGGGACGCCGCGUUGGGCGCACGCGGAGAGGGACCCUAAGAUAGCGGUGGUGAGGGACGGCGAUGAGGCGGUGAUGGUGUCUCAGUUCAUGAUGGAGUUGCAGGGGUUGAAGGCUGUGGACAAAGAGGAACCGCCGCGGAUUCUGCAUUUCAAUCCGAGGUUGAGAGGGGAUUGGAGUGGGAAGCCUGUGAUUGAGCAGAACACUUGCUAUAGGAUGCAGUGGGGUUCUGCUCUCAGGUGUGAGGGGUGGAAGUCUCGUGCGGAUGAGGAAACUGUUGAUGGACAUGUAAAAUGUGAAAAGUGGAUUCGCGAUGACAAUAAUCAUUCUGAAGAGUGGAAGGCAACAUGGUGGUUGAACAGACUGAUAGGACGAAAAAAGAAGGUGACAAUUGAUUGGCCAUAUCCUUUUGCAGAGGGUAAGUUAUUUGUUCUCACCAUAAGUGCCGGCUUGGAAGGUUACCAUGUUAGUGUGGAUGGAAGGCAUGUGACAUCCUUUCCCUAUCGCACGGGAUUUGCUCUUGAGGAUGCUACUGGACUAUCCAUAAAUGGGGAUGUUGAUGUGCACUCUAUAUUUGCGGCUUCCUUGCCUACAUCACAUCCUAGCUUUGCUCCACAGAUGCAUCUUGAAUUGCUUCCUCAGUGGAAAGCUCCUCCUCUUCACAAUGUGAAUGUGGAUCUCUUCAUUGGUAUCCUUUCUGCUGGAAACCAUUUUGCUGAACGGAUGGCUGUGAGGAAGUCCUGGAUGCAGCAUAAGUUAAUCAAAUCUUCACAUGCCGUGGCUCGAUUUUUUGUUGCAUUGCAUGCAAGGAAGGACAUAAAUGUGGACAUAAAGAAAGAAGCUGAGUAUUUUGGUGAUAUUAUUAUAGUCCCAUACAUGGAUCAUUAUGACCUUGUUGUGUUGAAGACCAUAGCUAUCUGUGAAUAUGGGAUUCACACAGUAGCUGCUAAGUAUAUCAUGAAGUGUGAUGAUGACACAUUUGUCAGAGUGGAAUCUAUUGUAAAUGAAGCAAGACAAGCUCAAAGUGAUAAAAGUCUCUACAUGGGAAAUAUGAAUUACCACCAUAGGCCUCUUCGCUAUGGGAAAUGGGCUGUAACUUACGAGGAAUGGGUAGAGGAAGAAUAUCCUAUCUAUGCCAAUGGCCCAGGUUACAUAAUCUCGGCUGACAUUGCGCAGUUCAUUGUAUCUGAAUUCGAGAAGCGUAAAUUAAAACUAUUUAAAAUGGAGGACGUGAGCAUGGGAAUGUGGGUGGAGCAGUUCAACAGCACAAGAGCAGUGGAGUAUGUGCACAACUUGAAGUUCUGCCAAUUUGGUUGCAUUGAAGAGUACUACACUGCACAUUACCAAUCACCAAGACAAAUGACAUGCAUGUGGGAAAAAUUGCAACAUCAAGGAAAACCACUCUGUUGCAACAUGAGAUGA
This is a messenger RNA of Sphenostylis stenocarpa, 1932 nucleotides long. Lineage: Eukaryota; Viridiplantae; Streptophyta; Magnoliopsida; Fabales; Fabaceae. The record is from the annotation of a GenBank genome assembly.